CCGGCACAACUGGUUCGAUCGGUCGUCGCCGUCGUCAUCGUCGUCGUCGUCGUCGUCGUAGUUACGAGGCAACGCGAAAAUUAACGUUACUGCACCAUUUCCGCAAUGAGCAUAAAACGUCGCUUUUUUAAUCAUUAUCAUUUGAGCUCCUCUCGUAUUUCACGGUACGGCAAACUCCCGACGUAUUAUUAUUAAUCGUUGAUCGAUAUUAGUGAAGUUAUUCGUGAGAACUGCCAGCUUAAAAUCACGAAAUAAUUCAUUCCGCAUUUCGUCGUCGAUAUAUCCACCGCUGACUCGAUUUUUCUUAAAUACGUUAUUAUACCGAAGAUCAAAGAGGGCAAAGGACGGCCGUUUUAAACCGCGCUUUCCACGAGCUCUUCCCUCUCAUCGUCCAAUCCUCGUCUAGCGUUCACAGCGUGUAGUCGCAGCCGGCAAUAUUACUGCGGUGAAUCCCAGAAUCCCAGUUAAGGCCUCAGGAUUUAUUAGCCUCAUUUUUUCUCGCUUACCUUCCGUUGUUGAUGUUCUUUUUUCUCGAAUAUCAUUCAAUCACUCCCGCUUACUUUCGCGCCGAGGAAUCGCCUUUUUGUUGUUUAUAUUUUUAUCAAAAUGUGCGACAGUUCGCGAUGACGAGCUUUAAAAAGGGAUCUCGGAAAAGGUGUUCUGCUCUGUGCAGCCAGCAGUAAUUUUUUUUUUACUCAAUUCUACGAGGGCUCGAUCAUUUCUCCUCGACGCCUAACCCCGCAGCCAUAACACGGCUGUGAAGAUCUGAAGAUGCCAGCAGCGGGGGCAGCAGUUCCCGCGGUUGUGGAAGAUGUCGGCCAGUUGGAAGACCUGGACGAGCCGCCGGAGCCCCGGGGCGAAGGAGUACGCGCCGGCCAGGCUCCUGGUCGAGGUGGAAUUAUGAAGCCUCUCGUCGUACUCGCACUUCCUGGCAUGUAUCUUUUCUACAAGUACAGCCAGUACAGGCGCGAGCAGCGGGAAUUGUCUCGUCGAAGGAUAACGGAAAGGGAGUUGCAGCACCUUCAUCACAAAAUAGACAAAUUGUUGACGAAACUCGAAGAAAAUGAACCGGAACUUGCCUCUUCCCAGGAAGACGAGUGCGUUAUUUGCGUCAAUGCGAGAGCCACUAUGCAAACUGCACCUUGCGGACACAGGGUCGUCUGCAGAAGGUGCUUCGUCAAAACUAUACAAAUGGCCGUUUCACAGAGACUUUUACCACUCAGAUGCGUCAUAUGCAGAGCGAAAAUUUUACGACUGAAGCAGACCCUCAUUCCACGAGACUACUCUAUGUCCGGAAAAUCGUGGGUACUGCCGCAAAGUGCUUCGGAAUACAAUAUGGGAACUGGAGUUCCCGUUGGGGUGACCGGCCCCGGUGGCACAUGGGGAACCGGAAAUGUGCCAGCGUCGGCGUCCCUCUAUUCAAUGGCCAGUGGAUCGUCCUCCAUUUCCGGCGUGUCUUCCGUAUCAUCGGCGACCUCAUCGUCGACGAGUAGUUCCGGAAGUUCCGGCCUAGCCAAACCUCCGAGGCUGCGUCAACCGACGGGCCCAACGUUAAGACGAUCGCAAACGCAAUCGAUGAAAAUGCGAAUACAGGAGUAUCAAGACCCGAUACAACAGGUCGCUGAAGACGACGACCUGAUAAGGGACAAUCGGGAACGAAGAUUACCGCCUAUCAAAGAAUUUCAGAGGGAUUAUCGAGUGGGAAAAGCUUCCACGAGACUACGAUGCGCACAGAAAAUCUUGACUCAGUUGGAAACUUCGCCGAGUCAUCGAGUGACGAGUAGCAACGUUAGUUCGACGACGACGCAAUCGACUUUGUCGUCUAAAUCGAUCGUAGGAACAUCGGCAUCGUUAUCGGGGCCUACGAGAUCUUCGACGAAGACGAGGACGCCGUCGACAACGCCGUCGGGGGUGGCGCCGGCGACGUCGGCCUCGGUGCCAUCGGCGGCCUGUCCAAAGACCGUAAUGACCGUUGCUCAAGAGGUUCAAAAGACGAAGAAGGAAAAGGAGAAGGAAAAGGAACGAGAAAAGGCGGAAAAGGCCAGACAGAAGGAGGAAGAAAAGGCGGAAAAAGCGAGGCAGAAGGAGGCGAAAAAGGCUGCGAAGGAAGAAAAGAAAAGGGCGAAGAAAGAGGCCAAAGCGAGACGGAAGGAAGCCGAGGAGUCGCUCCUCCGAGACGACAAGUAAUAAUCCUCUAAAACUAACAACAAAUUAACAAACAAACAAUUGCCAAGAAAAUCCUACGGAAAACGAAGGAACAAACGGGAUUUGCGAGAGAAAACAUAAACAAAAUAGACUAAAAACGGCUUAAUGAAAUAUUGUGACGAAAGAAAUGACGAGAUCGAAUACAAAGGUUUAAACCAUCGGCGAUAAAAAACGUCGACGUAGUAUAUACAUGAAUAUACAAUGAAACAACAAAAAAUGGGAUAGAAAUCAAUUCUGGAAGUCUAGACGCGGCCAAAACGACAACUACUAAUUGUUAAUAUCGAUUAUACUAACCUCCGAAUACGAGAAUAUUUUAGUCUAGAAAACGAUAAAUAAAUUAAUAAACAACAACAAACAAACAAACAAACAAAGCUUAGAGAGAAAGAGAAAAUAAUCUCAAAUGAAUAAACUAGUUUUAACGAAUAGUUGAGAUUAAUUAGACGAAAGUGCGUAAAAGAGUGUGGAAUUGAAGAGGAAAAAGAAGAAAAGCUGAAUGAGACGAGAGAGUCUAAAAUCUGGAUGUGCAUUCCAACGCCCUUGCGAGAGUGUUUCUUUCGGCGAAUCAGCCAUUUUUUUAUGUUCCUCAUUUUUUAAUCUCAAAAGAAUGUAUUUGACAAAAUACAAUGAAAAUCUGUCGCAGUGGCGUUGUGAGAUCGAUAAACUCGAGUUUUAUCUUCGAACGGUAUUGUCUUGUUAGGCGAAUAAAAAUAAUCCGGUUCCUCCAGUCAAUUGAGCACUCAAAAGAACGGACCUGGCUGAAAAUCUGUCCUCACUAUCAUUAGGUGCGAACGCGAGUUAAAGUUUCAAAUAAAAUAAAUAUAAAUGAAUAAUAAAUUGAAUUAAAAAAAAACAACAACAAACAAACAAACAAACAAAUAAGCGAAUCUUAACCUAAUAGUUCAAAAGUUCAUGAGGACGGAUCUCAACGGUACGACGCGAUCGAGGAGAUCACUUGUUAUACGAAAAAAAAUUAUAUCUGAGCGACGUAGUUCAAAGUAUGUGAGAAAAUACUGCGUAAUAUCAUUCAUAAUUGUAUAUAUUAAAAAAUAAUGUAUCUGAGGUUUUUACGCCAAUCGGACCUGAAGUCAAACGAAACUUCAUCUUUUAUUUAGUCCAUGUUGCUGAAUAGCAGGAAAUACAAUACUGCAAUUUAUUAUUCAUUAAUUUUUUAUCGUAGUUACAUACGCUUGAAGGAAAUUUUUUGUUUAUAGAUUAGAUUAGCAUUGAUUGAAGGAGAAAUGUGUGAAUAUAUGACCUUGAGCAUCAUUCAAAUACUUCGAAUAACUCGAUACUCGAACAUCGAGACUGGCUCAAACUAAUAGUUUUUCUAGCGAUAAUAAUCAUUCGAUUCUUCAUUAAUAUUCUUUUCGAAUUUGAACAAUAGACAAACUUUUCGAAAGGGCGAUUUAGCGUUAACCUCAUUUAUACAUAAUCGUGACGAUAUGUCCCUUCGCGCAAUCUUAUUUUUGACAGUUGUCAAAAAUCGAAAAAGUUAAUAAACAGAGGGAGACAGAGAGAGAGAGAGAGAGAGAGAGAGAGAGGAUUGAGAGAGCAUCGUAACCAAAGAUAACGAAAAAUAGUGGAGCAUCGGCCUCUCCACUGAUGAUAAUCAAAAGCAUUUUUUUUACAAAACACACGCCCACGUGAAGUAAAAUAAAAGAAAUGCCAAAUGAAAAUAAUCGAUCUUCGAAUUUCGUCGAUAUCAAAAUAGCGGAUGUUGCCGCAGGGCUGGUCAGAAAUGAGCGAGAGACAUUUGGAAAAAGCAGAGCAAAAUGGUCGAUGUAUUUUGUGAAAGAAAAGAGGAAAAUGGUGGCAUACCGAAUAUCCAAAUGAAUAAUCAACUCGAGCAAAACAAUAUUUUUAAAAGGAUUUCGAAUUAUCUGAAAAAAUGAGAUCUUCAGAGCAUUUCGAAGACGAUUAUCCUCGUCGUGAAUCGUCGCGCAUCGCUGUUUCUUCUUUUCUUCCAAUGCCAAGCUUGUCGCACAAAAAAUCAUUUGAAACGUUAUUUCUAGGGCCGAUUAAGAUGACGUUCAUUGACUCGUAAUUCUCUCAUUAAUUAUGCCCAAUCAAUAUCGAGUUCAUUAUUUCUAGACGAUCGCAUUGAGAAUAACGACGAAACGAGGGAAGAUAAAAGAAAGAGAAUCGAAAAAGAAAAUGAAAAAAGACGUUUGGAGUUAUAAAAAUGACGCACAUAUCAAAAAUCCAUCGAUUUGUUGUAGUACGAGCUUAGAAAUCCUAGUGAGUCAAUUAUAUAGUCAAGUAUUUCAACAUUAUCAUUGUAUAUCUUUCUCAUGAUAGGGAAAAAGGUUUGAAGGCUGUUUGAAAAAAAAAAAAAAAAAAAAAAACGACAUGGAUUUAAAAUUGGAGCAAUCAUUUACACAGCAUCGAUUACAUUUCAUAUUUAAGGAUCAACGAUCAUCGAGUCUUCGAGACUUUUUUAAAGAUGUGAAUUAAGAUGUAUAAGUGAUAGAAAUUAGGGAAAAUGUUAUCCCGUGAAAUCGUCGUUAUCCUCAGUGUCUUCUCAUUUUUGCUUUUUGUACGAGAAGAUAAAAAAUCCAAUAAUUUUCGUCCUGUGUUUAGUCAAAAAAAGAACGAAAGUUUGAGCGACUUUUCCGAUCAGUUUUGCUAUCGUAAGCUGCAGAUUAAUCUCGCAAGCAUUUUUUCUUUCAUUUCAAAUAUUCAUCUACAUUCUCGACAAAGUUAUUUAAAUCGGCCAUUUUUCUCUCGCCUUCAUUUUUCCAGUGCGACCUUAAAUGUGACAAACUCGACAGUCAAUUGUGAAAAAAGAAUGAUAAAUAUCUGGGUGACGAAUAAACUGUGUGACAGUGUUCAUUGGUCUUUAUUCUUUUUCUUUGAUCAUCAAAUUCAUGUGCGAAUUGAAAGUCCACCUGGUGCCACACGCUGGAACCAAGGAACACCGGGAUUUCAAAAUUUAUCAACGGUUGCACGAACGAGUGAGGAAUAUUUGUCUCAGCCACCAAUUCCGAAUUUUUGAGUCAUCGAAUUUCGCUCACAAUUGUUUCAGCCAAAGAAAUGCAUUAUCGUAAAGAAUAUUAAAGAAAUUGAAUGAUUUUUCAAACAUUUUUUUCAGCCUGACGAGCUAAAUUGGUGGAAUUAAAAAAAAAAAAAAAAAAAAAAAAAAACAAAAGAAUUCAGCAAAAGCAUAAAAAUUAGUGGCUUUCCAAUAAUCUGCUGAGAGUUUUGGAGGCACUUGGAUAAGAACAUUUGCAGAAAGAUUCCUUCGUUAAAAGUUUCAACGCGAUUUUCCUUCAGUUGUAACCCAAAAGGUACAAAAUCAUUGUUCAUUGUAUCGCUGAAAGCAUUCAAAAGAGGUGAAAUAUAAACGGGGAAAUUCGUGCUGGAUUUUGGGAGCACUGGACCGAGCGAGUGUCGAAAGGGUUUGAGCAUUCGAACGGAGGAAUUCUCUGCCACAUUGGACACGUCAAUUUAAAUCGAAUGACUCAAAGUUAAUAAUAAACAAGAAGUAACAAAAGUAGCCUCCGGAGCCGAUCGCUCGAUUCUCCGAUCGAGAAGAUCGAAAUAAAACGACAACGACAAGAAGCUAUUUUCCCCAGUAACGCUCGAGCAGGACAUCUCCACUGAAUAACUAACAAAAAAUUAUAUACAAGUACGUUUUAAAUGAGGAAACAAAAAACGGUGAAUUACGCAGCCAUUUUACUGGUGCACUACUUAACCGCAUAAUAAAAACAAGCAAACAAAAUCAUACUGUACGACUAUACUGUACACACGAGAAAAGAGAAUGAAUAAUAAAUCAACGUUGGGCAAUAAUAAUUAUUAUAUUAUGAAUAAAAGAAUUUUAAAAAAUAAUAAUAACAAAUAACAAUAAACUGACAUGAAUAUGAAACGAUACGCGAAGAAAUAAUUAAGUGGUGAAUAAUUAUGCGAUAAUCUAUAACGAACAAGUAAGUUGGUAGAAAUUGAUAAUAAAAGCAGUUUGUAUCGAACGUUGAGUGAACCGUUUCAUUUUUUUAUUUACAUAUAUGCGCGCGAACGCUUGUUAGAGAAUAUUUAAAAGGGGCGAGCAGAGAUUAAUGAAGCUGUGUAACCAAAAAUCCAGAAGAAAAGGCAGAAUCAACAUUCCGAAUGAUGCGGUCGACGAUUGCACGUGUACGAAGACACGCGUAUAUGCUUAAACCCGGUAGACCCUCGACGAGUCUCUAUUUUUCGUAGGUCUUAUUGAAUGAUCCAAAAGAUAAUAGAAUUUUCAAAAAAAUCAACGAUAAUAAUGAAAAAUAAUUAACUCGCAAGUUGAAGCAAACAAACAAAUGUUUAAUCCUCUCCUGUAAAUGGGAUUUAUAAUUCGUAUGAUGAAAAAAAAUCAAAUAAAAUGUUAUGAAUUCAUGUUCAACUCCUCGGGGCUCUUCUUCGCACGUAUUCCUUCCUCGCACGUAUUCGAAUUCCAAGCUUGCCACGAGGACCACGACGACUUUUGACUCGAGGGACCUCGCCGAAUCUCGAGCUAUUCUGAUCGGACCAUUCAUCUUCGAAGUCUCGUGACUUUCUUUAUUGCUGCUACGCUUUUUUGAACCUUUCAGAGAUUUUUACUUCAGAACGAUUCCCUGCAAAUUUACGUUCGUUGCAUUCGAGAGGAAGAAAGUUUGCAGUCGCUACUCAACGAUUAUUCUGGCGGUGACUGAAAAACUGGGGAUAAUCUCAAACCCUGGAAUUUCGCGUUGUUCCUGAAAAAACGACGAAUCAUUAUUUCGUUUUAUUUUUUAGGUAUUAUUUUAUAUAAUAAAUACAAAGUGUCGGCGAAAAGUUUUGCUCGUGCGUUAGCGAAUCCAGUAUCCUCAAUAGCAUUUUUCACUUCCGCUACAUUAAUUUGAAGUUUGGCCAGAAAUUCGUAAUAAAAAUGAUCGAAACAUACCCGAAAAUGCACCGAAAACAGACGAAGCUUUUUCACACUUUUGAGCAGGUUCGAGUCCCAGAGAAAGCUCGCUUUCAAAAAAACCUACCAGACACGAAAUCACAGAAAUAAUCGGAACAGCCCAACAAAGGUGAAUUCCUCCCCCGCAGGAUCCUGCUCACCAAAUCUAGUGGCAGAAACCCUCGGUGAUGAGGCUCCGAAGACGAAGAUUUGAUCCCAGCCAUAAACUUUUCGGCAGAGGAGAGCGAAGAAUUUCAGCACGCUCGAGAACCGUCCACAGCACUUCGAAACCUUUGAAAUCGUUUGAAAUCGAGCUAUGAAUAAGCGCGAUUACAGAUGGAAAAAAACAGUGCGAAAUAUGUAACGAGAAAAUAAUGAGGCCUGUGAAGUAAUAGUGACAGAGGGGAAAAAGCGUGUUGGCAAGCAUGAAAAGAUGAUUGCCGGAAGUGAAUCUCCGUAACGUAGCAGGUAAUUGGAUUGCUCCGGGAAUCGAGGAAUAGCGAGCUCAUAAUUAAUGAUAUUUGCGAAGAUAAAAGAAAAAUCUUCGAACUCCACGUGCCACGUCGCAUUUGCGUAUGGGAACUAAAGUGCGAGAGCAACAUAAUGUGCUCAAUGAAGUGGAAAAACGAAUUAUUUGAAAGUAAACGUUCACUAAUUAGAUGAGUCCACAUGUCUUGGCGGAACAAGUUCGCCAAGUGCAAAACGUAACCUUGGCGAAGAUGUAAAACGCGCCAGUCCCAAUUAUGUCUUCUCCCUUCUUCGAUCGCUUCCGGCGUGUCGCUAAUCUCCAUUAGACGAAAUACAACAAAAACAGCAAUUAUACGUGAACACUAAAAAUUCUCAAUUGUAUCGCUGCAUGGAACGCAAUACAAUCGUUGCUCGAAUCGUAUAAAAGAGAACGACGCUCACAUGCUUCACGACAGUAACCAUGAAGAGUUUCCUGCUUUUGAGUGUUUGCGCUGCGCUCCUCGCCCUGGCGGUCGCCCAAGGCCCGCCCGGAGGUGGCUCACCGGGAGGCGGCCCACCGGGAGGUCCAGGAGGUCCCCCCGGAGGCGGUGCCGGUGCUGGGGUCGGCGGUGAAAUCGGCGGAGGAUUCGGCGGUUCGAUCGGGGGAUUCGGUGCUGGAAUGAGCGGUGGUGCAAGUGGCCACGCUGGCGUUGGCGCCGGAUUCACUGGCGGUCAAAAGUAGAAUAAAAAGAUCCAAAUAUUCUGACGAGUCGUAUAUUGCACGACCAAAUGACCGAAUAUAUAUAACGACGCAACGGCAAAAGACACCGGAAAUUAUCACUACACACAGAUGCUGACAAGAUGACGGUGACAAGAACGGAGACAGCCCCCAGCAACAACAACACUACAACGCUUUGUUCGCUGUCGAGAAACGAUAAUGGCUUUGGAAUAAUUCGAAUUGUAUUGCUACUUUGUGACGAUUUCGUAUUUUCACAUUCGCUUCAAUAAAAAUUUCUUUAACAUUUA
Molecule: messenger RNA, 8566 nt
Organism: Venturia canescens
Lineage: Eukaryota; Metazoa; Arthropoda; Insecta; Hymenoptera; Ichneumonidae
Exons: 10
Coding region: 772-2187 (471 amino acids)
Biological process (GO): protein autoubiquitination
Molecular function (GO): ubiquitin-protein transferase activity
Source: RefSeq, a predicted model, not a curated record